ACUGUACUACGUCGCAGCAUAGUUGUAGACAGUGGCAAAUCUCGUGGGAAGCAAUUGCUCGGAACGCCAUACAGCAGUAGGGAGACGUCAGUAGAUCAUCGCAGUUCAGGCUUUGGUGCUGGGGAGGGGAAGGUUUUCUGGGAACGACGAAUAGAAGGCUUAGUGACAUAAAGACAGGGGACUUCGAGGAGUAAGUGAUGGCUGACGACGACGUGGAGAUGGAUGUGAUCCGCGAAGAGGAAAUGGAGAGCGCGAGUCUGCUUUCCUCGUCAGCGAAAGAGAAGUCGGCGUCUUUAGCUCGAGCUGCUUAUCGAGCAGAGCUUGCAAGCAAACGAGCAGCCCUGUUGGCAAUCCUGAUCAUUCCGAUCCUCGUCAUGAUCGUCCUCUGGCAUGUCUUUGACUCGAACGCCAACUUGGGUUUCAAGAAGCAGCCUCCGCAUGAGAGCAUUCCCCGCCCCUAGCGCUCUUCUUCCUGGUCCUUACGGGAUUCCAAUUUGUGGAGGAGGAAGUCGCACAGGAGAAUCUAUUCUGCCCGUUACUUAAAAUAAUCAUCCCUUUGGAAGAGGCGAGCGAUCUUGAGUGCACCGCCACAGCGAACACGAAUUACGCACGAAUGGACCGAGUUGGUUGCGAAAUUAGUGUACAGCAGGGAGUCGCAGUCAUCAUUUUGGAAUGGAAAGCUCGGAUGAUGAAACUGCGUCCCGCCGCGAUCAUCUAAUUGAGAUACACGCAGGAUUGCAUUUGACUCGUGAGGACGACCAACUGCAAGCUUGCCAGGCAUGGAGAUGGCAAUGGGCUUGAGAAAUUCAGCGCCUCGCUGAGAACUGCAAGCCAUCCAGGGCGACGCCCAAUACUCGAUUUGGUUCAUUGAUCAGCAGCCGGACGGUGACCUGCAGCCCAUCUGGUCGUCCACGUUCCCAGAAGCGUCCAGAAAACACGUUUCAGUAGGGGCUUGCUCCACCGAGAAGUGCCAAAUCUAGAGGUCUUCCUAUAUUAGAAGUUGUAACAAAGUUAACCACGACCUCCUCCUUCAAGGUGGUGAGGUUUUCACUGAGAUGGUGCAUAUACUGCAUACGUAUCUUCACUUUGGGCUUAGGGUCUAGUUACAUGUGUAUAUCAUGAAGAGAUGUGUUUGGGAUGGAGACAGACUCCGGUAAGUUGAGAUCUACAUUAGGUGUAGAUUCAUCACUUAGCGAAGGAAGAUCUCUCUCUCUGAUUUAAAUUGGAGGCGAACAUCAAAGCGUUAUUGUUACUCUAGAAUUUUAGCUAUGAAUCCAAAUUGUUUGUGUGGAAGUGAAAAGCCAUGGAACCUCCGACCGAAGGCAAGGUAUUAUCCCUCUCUUGUAAAUUUCUAUCUCGUCCACCACUC
Messenger RNA from Marchantia polymorpha subsp. ruderalis, 1369 nucleotides. The record is from the annotation of a GenBank genome assembly. NCBI's taxonomy places the organism in Eukaryota, Viridiplantae, Streptophyta, Marchantiopsida, Marchantiales, Marchantiaceae.